AUGACUCCACCUUCAUCUUCCACUCCGAUGAACUCUCAACCUCCACCACCCAUGAUGAACACGUCCUCCCAACCGCCAAUGACCAGCUAUCCUCCUAAAAGAAAUUACGGAACGUAUAAUUCGUAUGGAACACAUCAUCAUCACGGAAAUUCUCCGUAUUAUCAUCAUCAAGGCGGUGGAUACUCUAGGAAUUAUAAUAAUUAUUACAACAACAAUUAUAAUAGAGGCUCAUAUGGACCACAGCAUUAUCAUACUUCUUCGUAUAAUGAGACUACAAAUGCUGGACAUCAUCCUCCACCACCUCCGCCUCCAUCUUCGUCAUCUUUGCCAACUGAGAAUAUUGUCCCUUCUUCAUCCACAACUCCACCUUCAACCAAUGCUCCAUCUACACCAAACAAAAUUGAUACACCCUCUUCGAAUUUCAUCAAUUCUUCUCCCAGCAAUUUGAACUCUCCAUCAACAUCCACACCAAACUCUAGUUCUUCAUCGUAUGGAUAUUCAAGAAGAUUUGGAUCGACAAAUGACCAAAUGUCUUACCAUUCAUAUCCAGACAAUUCUUACAAUUAUAACAGAAAGUAUGAUUCAUAUUAUGACCAUCAUCCUCAAUACCGAAAUGAUGACAUGACAUCUUACAGCAGAGGAGGAGCUCCCCCUUACUAUUCACACCGUAAAUCAGGAGGUUACAGCAAGUACAAUAAUUAUUACAAUACUGGUAAUAGUGGACAUUAUUACAAUCCUCCUCCAACAUCAACAUAUAGAUCCAAUGAUGGACAGGUGCCUCCACCUGUUGUCAAGCAACAAUCAGCCAUGGAGCCUCCGCCACCAUCCGAGAUGCCAGCCACACUUUCACCACCAUCAACAUCGUAUCCUGAUAAGUAUGCAUCCUCCUCAUCUGCAUAUAGGAAUAACGAGUCGUCGCUUGGUUCCGAUUAUCGAUAUCCAUCUCCUCCAUCCUCAUCACGGCAAAACUUUAACAGCGUUCCACCUCCACCACCUUCGUCUGCUACGGAUGCAAAUGCAAUGAUUGACGAAGAGGAACCUAUUCCUACCAGAGCUAACACUCAAUCUCCUCCUUAUGUUUCGGCUGGCACUCCCUCCUCUCAACAGCAACAGCCGUAUGAUUCUUCAUAUCAACAGCCCACUAGUGGAGACAUUCGGAGACCAUAUCCCAAUACUUACCCUUCGAGAGGAGGGAGUAGAGAUUAUUAUGGUGAUGGCAGUACAAGGAGCUCCUACCCUCCUCAAGAUUCUAUGAGAUAUGCCUCUCCGACCAAGCCAACCUACUACAGCAACAGCAAUUCCUACGAUAAUGGCAAUAGAAACGCUCCUGGGUCAACAACUUCAAGCAGCUCUGAAUAUUACAACAACAUGAAACAAGGAGGAUGGAGCUCAAAUUCAUACAGAAGCGACAAUUACAGCAAUAAUUAUUCAUACUAUCCCAAGCACAAUAGUUCAUCUCCAUAUCCAAACUCGUCAUCCAAUAAUUAUUCCCAAACAGCAUCGACAGUAUCGGCUGUAUCUUCUUCCUCACAAGGCGUCAGCACAACUGGUAAUGCAGGAACGGCCACAAGCAAUAACUAUCCUCCAAACUCAAAUUAUCAACUUUCUUCUCCAAAAAACCAGCUCUAUGUGGAUACUACAAAUCGAUACAAUUCUUCACAAGCUACUAAUUAUAAGGCCUCACCUUCACCAGCCAAGCUUCCUUACAAGCAACCAAGCUCAGCAAUAAGUGGUAGUAGUAGCAGCAACUACAUGUCACAACAAAAUGCAUUUCCAUCCACUGUCUCAUCUCAACCUCCCUCAACACCCAACAGUAGUAUGUCAACACGAAGUAACAUGAUGAGCGGUUCUUCUAGUGGUACCGUAAGCAACUAUAGUUCAUCAUUCAAUAGUAGCAUGGCAUUUCCUGCCAGCGCUCACACUGCUGCAAGCCAACAAAGUACUACAAUUUCUGAACCUCAAUCAACAAUUAUUUGGGAAUAUAAUGACGGAGCUGGAACAUACAAGUAUUUUGAUACACAAACUCAAAAACGCUACAUUAAGGUUAAAGAGGAUGAACAACUUGAAAUGCUCUAUGAAACUCUUGACAAAAUACGAGAAGAAAAACGACAAAUUACAGAACGAUAUUUUGAAAUACAGAAAAAGGCGCUACAAGCAGAUUACAAUUUAAUGCUUUCUGAUAUAGAAGUGGAGGCGUCUCAAAACUUAGUGACCAAGGGUAACAACAAGAAUGCAUCACCUUCGAAUGGAAAUCAAGAUUUUGUAGAGUCGUCAUCAACAAUGGUCACACCUAUUACCUCUCAAAGCUCAAUUCCUGAAAACAAUUCUAUGGGAAUACCAUCAGUACCUUCAGAGAAUGAUCUCAUUGCUUCACCCUCAAACCUCCAGUAA
This is a messenger RNA of Naegleria lovaniensis, 2391 nucleotides long. RefSeq lists its product as uncharacterized. The transcript has a single exon. Lineage: Eukaryota; Heterolobosea; Eutetramitea; Acrasida; Naegleriidae. The record is from RefSeq and is a predicted model, not a curated record. Bases 1 to 2391 code for a protein of 796 amino acids.